AUGCGUUACAACUUUAAUUCAAUUCUUGCUUUGGCUUCCUUGGCAUUUGCUUGUCAGUCAUUUGCUACGCCAGUAUUGAUCAUCAAUAAAGAUGAGCAAGGUUUCAGCCUGUAUGAACGAAGCAUGAGCGAUACAAAUGAUAUUCAAGAUGAUAUGCCGACGUUGCAAAAACGUGUUGUCAUUACUACACCUAGUCCGAUUUCGUUCAGUAGUAUCGGUCGUAUCACAACUCCUACAACAACAAGAAGUAGAAUUAAUAAAAGCGUAUCGACAACAACAAAUACAAAUACGAUUCGCACCAACGAGGCUGGCUCUCGAACAGUGACGAGAACGACAAGCUUGAAUGGCGGAAAUUUUACGCCGAUUAGCUUAGGACCGCAAAGAACUGUUAACACCUCUAACCGUCGUGUGACACGCACGCGAACUACGUCUUCUACGACUACAAGAAAUACCAAUACUGCAUCAACGACAGUCACAAGAAAUGGUAGAGGAACAGUUAAUCGUCUUCAAAGCGGUACCACUUUGAGCUCGCCCACAAAUCUUGACCUUAAUGUGUCAAUAUAG
Molecule: messenger RNA, 564 nt
Organism: Meira miltonrushii
Lineage: Eukaryota; Fungi; Basidiomycota; Exobasidiomycetes; Exobasidiales; Brachybasidiaceae
Exons: 1
Coding region: 1-564 (187 amino acids)
Source: RefSeq, a predicted model, not a curated record